This is a messenger RNA of Malurus melanocephalus (red-backed fairy wren), 1220 nucleotides long. RefSeq names its product coiled-coil domain containing 137 (gene CCDC137). The coding region runs from base 45 to 1052 and encodes 335 amino acids. The transcript is spliced from 6 exons. NCBI's taxonomy places the organism in Eukaryota, Metazoa, Chordata, Aves, Passeriformes, Maluridae. The record is from RefSeq and is a predicted model, not a curated record.
GGACGGAAGUGGCGGCGGAACGGCCACGUGAGGGUGGCGGAGCCAUGGCCCGGGGACCGGGACCGGGACGGGCACAGGGACAGAAACCAGCCAGGGGACCGCGACAGCGCCAGAGACCGGGAUCGGGACCGGGACAGGGACAGAGACCGGGAUCGGGACCGGGACAGAAACAGGGACAGAGACCGGGAUCGGGACAGAAAGCGGGACCGGGACAGAAACAGGGACCGGGACAGGGACAGAAAACGGGACCGGGGCAGAGACCGGGACAGAAAGCGGGACCGGGACAGAAAGCGGGACCGAGAUCGGAACAUGGAGCGGCCGUCCCGCUGCGCAGCCGGAAAGAGAAGAAGGACAACAUGAAGCCCAAACACCCCGAYGAGCAGGAGAUCCCGUUCCGCCUGCGGGAGCUCAUGCGGAGCCGUGAGGCCAUGAAGCGCCCGGACCCCGGCAAGAAGCAGCGGGUGGCAGAGAAGAAGCAGCAGCAGAAGCCCAAAGGCCCCAAGGCCCCGGGGGACAUUGCUGUACCCAAAUUCCGGAGGGGGAAGGGGGAGUCGGAGCGUUCCUACAUCUGCCGCAUGGAGCACGAGGUGCAGCGCGUCCUCUUCCACACGGAGAACCAGCUCCAGCGGGAGCCUGAGAAGGAGGCUCCAGAGAAGUCCAAGAGGAAAAAAGAGUUUCAGAAGAAGAARCUGGAAAAAGCUCGGAAGAAGAARGAGGAGAAGAAGGAGGACAUGCUGGAGAAGAGCCUGUUCCAAGACACGGUGCCCUUUGGAGAAGUGGUGACACAGCCACCCACCAUCACCUCACGGCCCAGGGGACAGGGUCCCGCCAAGCAGGCUGGACGGAAGCAGCUCCUCCUGACGCCUCGCCUGGGCCGGAGCCGGGCGUCCCUCGCGUCCCCRUUGUCCCCAGUGUCCCCGGUGAUGUCGAUGGCUCGCCGGCGCAUCCUGGAGGAGGAGCGGGUGCGUGUCAUCCAGGCCUACAGGGACAUCCAGAGGCGCAAACAGCUGGAGCGGGAGCACGCCAGGGCCGGGCACGGGGACUCACACUGAGGACCCUGGGACUCGAGAGGGACAUUUUCCUGAUGUUCUUGUGUCACCGCUGAGCCCUGGGGCGUCCCACAGCCCCUGGUCAGGCUGGAGUGGUGUCUCUGCGGUGCCACGGACCUGCUUGGAUAAAAAGUGCCAGUGGGAGCUGGCGGUGUGAGUGUGACUGUGCUC